Molecule: messenger RNA, 2211 nt
Organism: Brachypodium distachyon (stiff brome)
Lineage: Eukaryota; Viridiplantae; Streptophyta; Magnoliopsida; Poales; Poaceae
Exons: 7
Coding region: 450-1928 (492 amino acids)
Biological process (GO): fluoride transmembrane transport
Cellular component (GO): membrane
Molecular function (GO): fluoride transmembrane transporter activity
Source: RefSeq, a predicted model, not a curated record
UCCAUGUCAAAAAGGCCGGCAUCUUUCACUAGCUUUUCUCUUCUGAAAAGAUCACCAAUUGUUUAUCCAGUAGCGGCCUAAUUAGUAAACGCCACAUGUGUCGCUAACCACCGUGCUUGAUUCCGAGUGGUGCCGUCACCGUUCUUGUCUCUCUGUCUGUCUGUAUCUACUUAAUUAUUUUUCGAUUGGUUUAGCUCUCUUAUUAAAUUCUGAUGGUGGUUCCACUGUUUGGCUCUUGUUUUGGAUUUAGAUCCCACUGAUUGGCUGUUAUUGUCUUGAUUCGUUAUUGUUCCUUUCAACUGGUGUACCCUGUCCAUGUGUGUGAUCACUGAUCAGUAGUUGAGUAGUUCAGUACUCAUGUGUGAGUUCUUUCUGUACCUUCGGAAAUUUCGAGUUAUUACCAACACAGGCUGUUGCAUCUCUUGUAGCUGGAAAGGUGAGCUUGCAAGAUGAUGGACGACUCUUCAACCAGGCGCCAUGUUUCUGAGGGGAAUCACCUAGGUUAUGUAAGAAGCGAAUCCAUGGAUUCUACUGGUCAUCCUUCAGCUGCUAGGUCCUGUUCAGGGCUAAGUAGGAGAAGCAGCAGGCACAGUUCAAGGGGGUCCAUCAGCAUGUCCCGCGAGAUGGGUGACUCGAUACUGAGCUCAAUGAGGCAUUCUCUUCAGUCAGCAGACCAAUUGCUAGGUGAUACCGAUAGCUCAGUUUUGGCUCAGGUCAUUGACAGCGGUGACCGAGUGCUAGUGUUGGAAGACUAUGCCAAUGAAGAUACUGCAAAUAUCUUGGACCAACAUAAGAUUGGUCCUCUCCCAGAUGAUACUGCGAAACAAAUCUGUGGUAACAGUUCACAUGGCACAGGUUUGCCAGUACCUGAAACUUCGGUGGAUCCAAAGCAUGCGAGUUCAUCAAUCAAGGUUGAACAGUAUACACUUUCUCGGAGGCUUGAUUAUGCUUCUUAUUUGAUCCAUUUAGCCACCUUUGGAUUUUUUGGGGUAUUUACGAGGUAUGGUCUCCAAAAGCUGUUUGGCCCAGGAUGCCUGGAACUCACCUCAAACCAAAGCCCACUGUACCUUGAUCUUCCAUCAAACAUGUUAGGAUCUUUCCUGAUGGCCUGGUUUGGGAUCAUUUUCAAGACUGAUAUUCGGCACAUAUCUGAUCAUCUUAUUGUUGGAAUCACAACCGGUUACAUGGGAUGCCUCACCACCUUCAGUGGGUGGAACCAGGCAAUGAUUAGCAUGUCUUCCAAAGGUCACUGGGCAUAUGCUAUAGCUGGCAUAUUAUUAGGAAUUUUCAUUGUCAAUGAGUCCAUUAGGGUGGGUGCCGAAACAGGUGAGCGCCUGCGAAGCUGUAUCCUGAAAUGCAUCAAGGAAAAUAGUUCAAUAGGAAGCAAAUGUGUCUGGGAGAACUUGAGAGUGGACACCAGGACUAAACACUAUGUGAUUAUAGUAGUUAUGAUGAUUUUGCUUUCUUUCUUAUGGGUUCUGAGCAUCGUGUUGGCCGCAAUAAAGUUGGGUAGUCUUACUGACGGUGCUGUACUCUGGUUGGGGUGCUCAGUCGCGCCUCCGGGUGUUUGGUUACGGUGGUACUUGGCAAGGCUCAACGGCCAGGGAAUUGGCAAACAGAGAUCCCUCAAAUGGCUACCCAUUGGGACACUUGCAGCUAAUGUUCUUGCUGCAGGCAUCAUGGCGGCGCUUGCUGUGACUGACAAAGCGGUAAAUACAAAGCAAUCAACAGCUGUUCUUAAUGGUAUACAGUUCGGUUUCCUCGGUUGCUUGAGCACAGUGUCUACUUUUGUUGCCGAAAUCUAUGCCAUGAGAAGCAGCGGACAGAUUGGUAGAGCCUUUGUAUAUGCCACGGCGACCUUCAUGCUCUCUUUCAUGCUGGGAACUCUGGUAUACUCAGUGCCAGUGUGGGUCAAGCAUUACCAAUAGCUUCAUGAACUAUACACAUAGUUGGAGGAUUUAGUGUCCUGUUGUAAUUCACAACAUCCAAGCAGAUAAUGCAAUUUGCAAUAUACAAAGUUAGGCUUGCCAAGGAUAUAUGUCUGAUUCUUUCAUAUAUUUGAUGUACAUAGUAAAACAUGAUGGCGUUUUGUAGCAGAAACAUGCUAUGCGCUCCUGCCUGAAAAUAUUCCAAUGUAUAUCUGAGAUAUAUGUGAAAUGUAUGUAUCAUCUUUGACAAGAGAAAAAUGAUGUCUGCUUGUUUUUCAUUUCA